Clunio marinus is the source of this 2592-nucleotide messenger RNA. The record is from the annotation of a GenBank genome assembly. Lineage: Eukaryota; Metazoa; Arthropoda; Insecta; Diptera; Chironomidae.
UUUCAUUUUUUCAGAACCUAGGUGAAGACACCUGAAUGUUUUGUUGUUUGUUUACAUUUUAUUGUUUGCUUACUGAGUGAGCUGCGAAAAUGUCUUUCUUGCUGCAAUAAAAAUUUCAAGGAAUUGAUAAGUCAUCGAUGUAGAUAACUAAAGAUAAAAAGUUUUCACAAGACAUAGAAAAUGUUUAACUUUUUUUAAAGAAUGAACUUCGGCGAGAAUUUCACUUCCGUUCUUACACAACAAUGUUCGUCUACUUCAAACGCAUCAAAAAUUAAAACUUUGGCAUUUUUUGACUUGGAAACAACUGGAAUACCUGAUUUGGAGUUUAAUAAAACAAAGAUUACGGAACUGACAAUUUUGGCAUGUUCAGUUGAUCACAUGAUUGAAGCCAAGACAUCUGAUAUCCCAAGAGUGUGCCAUAAGCUGUCGUUAUGCUUCAACCCUUUCAAAUUAAUCAGUCAUAAAAGCAGCGAAAUCACAGGUUUAACAAACGAAUUACUCGAACAUGAGAACAAAUUUGACAAGAAUGCAUUGAACUUGGUUGAAUGCUUUUUAUUUAAACUUCAACAGCCAGUCUGUCUAGUGGCUCAUAAUGGCAAGAAAUUCGAUUUCCCUCUUCUAAAAACGCAAUUUGAGUUUCAUGACGGAUCAUUUCCGUUUUCACUCAAGUGCUGUGAUUCACUUGAGGUUUUCCAGAAACUCGAUCAGCAGCAAGAAGAAAAAUAUGAAAUUUUGACGCAAAAUUAUAGUCUACAAAAGUGGAACAAAAUAAUUAACAACGAUUCCUUUAUUGAAAAUGUGUCUUCAAAUCAAACUGAAAGUGGCAAUGAAAUUGAUGAAGUAUUUAAGAAACUGGUCGAUGACGAACUAAGCGAGAUUAAAAAGAAGGAAAAUGGAAAUUUAAAACAUUCUGAAAAAACAAUCAAUUUGAUGCAGCAAAUAAAUGAAACAACACCGAAAACACGAACAAAUUCAUUAAACAUUCAACCAUAUCAUUCCAAUGAUUCCUGUUUCAAACCUAGGGAUUCAGCUUUCUUAAAACGCAAACUUUUCCCUGAAGAACAAAGCAAUAGUCAGAAAUUGAUCAAAGGGAAGUAUAAACUCGAAGAAAUCCAUAAAAGAAUGCUGGGCGAUUAUCCUAAAAAAUCACACGACGCUGAGUCCGAUGUGUUAAGUCUUAUAGCAUGUGUUAGUACUUGUAAGAACGAUUUUGUUCGUAUUUUGAAUGAAAUCUCUAUCGAUUUUAGUGAUGUUAAGAAAUUUUAAAGAAUGAACUUCGGCGAGAAUUUCACUUCCGUUCUUACACAACAAUGUUCGUCUACUUCAAACGCAUCAAAAAUUAAAACUUUGGCAUUUUUUGACUUGGAAGCAACUGGAAUACCUGCUUUGGAGUUUAACAAAACAAAGAUUACUGAACUGACAAUUGUGGCAUGUUCAGUUGAACACAUGAUUCAAGCCAAGGCAUCUGAUAUCCCAAGAGUGUGCCAUAAGCUGUCGUUAUGCUUCAACCCUUUCAAAUUAAUCAGUCAUAAAAGCAGCGAAAUCACAGGUUUAACAAACGAAUUACUCGAACAUGAGAACAAAUUUGACAAGAAUGCAUUGAACUUGGUUGAAUGCUUUUUAUUUAAACUUCAACAGCCAGUCUGUCUAGUGGCUCAUAAUGGCAAGAAAUUCGAUUUCCCUCUUCUAAAAACGCAAUUUGAGUUUCAUGACGGAUCAUUUCCGUUUUCACUCAAGUGCUGUGAUUCACUUGAGGUUUUCCAGAAACUCGAUCAGCAGCAAGAAGAAAAAUAUGAAAUUUUGUCACAAAAUUAUAGUUUAGAAUGGAUGUGGAAUAACAGCAGAAAUAACGAAUCGUUGAAUAAUGACGAAAAGGGAUUGUUUAAAAGCAGAUACUUAAAUUCGAGUGAAAAUGAUAAUGAAAUUGAUGAAGUUUUUAAGAAAAUGGUGGAGGACGAACUAAACAAAAUCAGAGAAAAGGAAAGUCAAGAUGAAGAUUCUUCUGAAGGCGCAAUCAGUUUAAUGAAACAGAAAAUUAAUGAAACAACACCUGAGAACCGAACAAAUCCAAUAAACACUCAACCUUAUCAUUCGAAUAAUUUCGGUGUCAAGUCAAACGCUUCAACUUCCUUAAAACGCAAAUUCUUUACCCAAGAACAAAGCAAUACACAGCAAUGGACCAGAGGAAAGUAUACGCUCAGAGCAAUCCAUAAAAGAAUGUUGGGCUUCUAUCCAAAUAAAAUUCAUAGCAGUGAAUCCGAUGUGUUAAGUCUUAUGGCAUGUGUUAACACUUGCAAGAACGAUUUUAUUCGCAUUUUGAAUGAAAUCUCUAUCGAUUUUAGUGAUGUUAAAAAGUUAUAAAUCUUAUAUAUACCUUCUUUGUAAUCUUUUAUAAACCUUUAUCAUUUCUACAUGUUUUUAAUAAAAUUCCAGAAAAAGAAAUUGAUUCUGGCACAACUAUUUCGAUAACAUUUCCAAUCAAAUCUUAAUUAAUAUUCAUUGAGUAAGAAUUUUAAAUAAAUUUUAUUAUCAUGAACAAAAAAUGAAAAUAAAUUUCAUUGGGAAACUUUUUGUUUCGUAACUAUUAAAAAA